AUGGCGGAAGAGAAGGAUAUUCAGCCUACUGCCGCGCCCCCGUUCGAGCAUUAUGGAGAGAAUGAGGAGUCCGAUCACAAGCGCGCUGCUAACAAGCUUGUUGACGAUGCGCGGCUUGCCACGGACAACGAACGCAAGAUGACGCUGAUGCAGGGUAUCAAACUCUAUCCCAAGGCGAUUGGAUGGUCUGUCCUUAUCAGCACGUGUAUCGUCAUGGAAGGCUACGAUGUCUGCCUGCUGAACAACUUCUUCGGAUUCCCGCAGUUCAAGCAAAAGUAUGGCGAGCAGCUUCCGGACGGGUCUUGGGAAAUUCCUGCGCCAUGGCAAGCUGGACUGUCGAACGGAGUCAUUGUGGGCGAGAUCAUUGGUCUUUUCCUCAAUGGGUGGAUCAGUGAGGCUAUCGGAUACCGCUACACUGUCAUGGGUUGCUUGCUUCUGAUCAUUGGGUUCACCACCAUCUUCUUCACGGCUCAGACGGUGGUGCACUUGCUGAUUGCGGAGAUUCUCUGUGGUAUCCCCUGGGGUGUCUUCCAGACACUUACUAUCACAUACGCUUGCGAGGUCUGCCCUGUUGCUCUGCGCGGAUACUUAACCACCUACGUCAACUUCUGCUGGGGUCUUGGUCAAGUCAUCGGUAUCGGUGUCAUCCGCUCCAUGGUCGACCGUGAUGACGAAUGGUCAUACCGCAUCCCCUACGCCCUCCAAUGGAUGUGGCCCGUCCCUCUCAUCAUCGGUGUCUUCCUAGCGCCCGAGUCGCCAUGGUGGCUAGUCCGUAAAGGAAGAAUCGAAGACGCGAAGAAAUCCCUGCUUCGACUCACCAGCUUGGACCGAGAAACUGAUUUCGAUGCCGACGAAACGGUGGCCAUGAUGGUGCACACCACCGCCCUCGAAGAGAAGAUCACCCAGGGAGCCAGCUACUGGGACUGCUUCAAGGGUACUGAUUUGCGUCGUACGGAGAUUGUCUGCAUGGCCUGGGCGAUGCAGAACUUGAGUGGAAACGCUUUCUCGGGUUACUCUUCCUACUUCCUCCAACAGGCCGGUCUACCCGCAUCGACUUCGUAUGACUUCGCAAUGGGUCAGUACGGUAUUAACAUGGCCGGUGUCUUUGGCGCUUGGUACCUCAUGAAAGUCGGGUUCGGACGCCGAACACUCUACCUAGGUGGUCUCUGUGGACUAUGCGUUAUGCUCUUCGUCAUGGGUUUCCUUGGCCUGGUACCGGCCUCUCAACGUGAGAAGGGCGCCAUGGCUACCGGAGCUAUGAUGAUUGUUUGGGCUAUGUUCUACCAGUUGACCGUCGGCACCGUAUGCUACUCCCUCGUUGCUGAGCUCUCCACCCGCCGCCUCGCAAUCAAGACCGUGGUACUCGGCCGCAACCUCUACAACGUAAUCGGAAUCAUCACCUCCGUCCUCACACCCUACAUGCUCAACCCCGGAGCCUGGAACUGGGGCAACUACGCCGGAUUCUUCUGGGCCGGCUCCUGCUUCCUAAGUAUCAUCUACACCUACUUCCGCCUACCCGAACCCAAGGGCCGCUCUUUCGCUGAACUUGAUCUCCUCUUCGAGAAGCGCGUCAGCGCGCGCAAGUUUGCAAGCACGACUGUCGAUGUGUUUGAGGACAGCCAUAUCCAAGGGACUGCUGCUUUUGAUCGCUAUGAAGAGAAAGUUGAUGCUGCUGUGAGAACCGAAUCUGUUGCUGUUGGUGUUUCGAAGGUUUAA
Alternaria incomplexa is the source of this 1716-nucleotide messenger RNA. RefSeq lists its product as uncharacterized. The record is from RefSeq and is a predicted model, not a curated record. The transcript has 3 exons. Gene Ontology annotation, molecular function: carbohydrate:proton symporter activity. NCBI's taxonomy places the organism in Eukaryota, Fungi, Ascomycota, Dothideomycetes, Pleosporales, Pleosporaceae. Gene Ontology annotation, cellular component: membrane. The coding region runs from base 1 to 1716 and encodes 571 amino acids. Gene Ontology annotation, biological process: transmembrane transport; carbohydrate transport.